Lachnellula hyalina is the source of this 708-nucleotide messenger RNA. RefSeq lists its product as uncharacterized. The coding region runs from base 1 to 708 and encodes 235 amino acids. The record is from RefSeq and is a predicted model, not a curated record. The transcript is spliced from 2 exons. Lineage: Eukaryota; Fungi; Ascomycota; Leotiomycetes; Helotiales; Lachnaceae.
AUGUUCCGCCAAACCGCUCUUCUCGCCCUUGCUCUCCUUCCCUUCUCUCUCGCCCAAGUCUCUGAAGACUUCGAAAACGGAUGGGACCAAACCGCAUGGCCUAUCUACGCACCCGACUGUAACUCGGGCGGCGUUGUUACCCUUGACAAUACCACCGCCCACAGCGGCACAAACUCUAUGAAGGUUGCUGGUGCUGGUGGUUACUGUGGACACAUUUUCUUUGGCACGACGAGUAUCCCUAGCGGUGACGUUUACGUACGGGCCUAUGUCAAGGCCACCACGGCUCUCACCGCCUCCCACGUAUCCUUCAUCACUAUGCCUGACUCAGCCCAAGGCACCAACAAGCACCUCCGCAUUGGUGGCCAGAGCGAGAUCUUGAUGUACAACCGCGAGAGCGACGAUGCCACUCUUCCAGACCUCUCGCCAGACGGCAUUGCCACCUCCACCGCGCUACCCACCAGCGUCUUUGAAUGCUUCGAGUACUACCUAGGGACCGAUGGCACCAUUGAGACUUGGUUGAACAACAGCACUAUUGCUGGUCUGGAUAGCGGGCCGGGUAUCACCAACGCCAACGACGCAGGAUGGACAAGUAGUACCAUUAUUCCUAAUAUUACCGCCGUCUACUUUGGAUGGGAGUCGUACGGUGGGGACGUCAAUACCUUCUGGUAUGAUGACAUUGUCGUUAGCUCAAGCCGUAUUGGAUGUUGA